UUGCGACUUGGUCCGAAAAGGAAAGAAUUUCACACAUUUGUUGUUUUCUUUUUAAAGACAAUCUCUCUUUAUUUUGAAAUUUUCCUAUCAAAACAAUCCGGAACAUCCAGAGCCCCGGCAAUAUUAUACUGCAGGGUCUAUAAAAGCUGUUUGUGAUCAGGGUAACUAGGUUCACGUGCUAGUAGUAGGGCCCCUUCAGGCAUCGGAUGAUUUCUGAUAUAACCAGCCAGCUUAUUGCUAGAGGUUAAGAGAGUAUUGUAAGGGAGAGUCUGUUCAAUAUUCUAAACAGAACUCUUGUUUUCAAUUUGCUCAGCUGAUAGAUAGCCUUGAACGACAUGACUUUUUUCAUAAGUAAGACGUUUGGUAUGCAGUUGAAUCCUCGAUAUAUUUUCAAGCAAGAUGAAAUAAGAGAACUGCAAGUGAGAGAAGAGCCAAAAAGAUCUCUUAUUAUAGACGAGAGCUCUUAUUUUAUCUUGAUUCAAGGGAUGUAAGGAAAUGGCGUGACUAAAAGAAUGUCCGACUUAUUCGGGGUCCUUUGACUCGAAUAAGAAAGAAAAUCUAUUAGAUAUUAGAAAUCAGUCUCAGGGCAAGUUCAUUUUAUCUGGAGUACGACUUUACGUUGUUCAGCAGUAUAGAAAACUUUUAUGUAAAUACAUCAGACGUAUCAAGUGACACGCAUUUUUCGUAUUCCCUCAUGCCAAACAGGAAACUUUGUCCUUGAAACCUUCCUUUGAAACUUAACAAGGUGGUGACGUUUUCUCUUAUUCUUCAGCCCAGUCUCAAUUCCACAAUAAACAAAAAAGAACAAGUGCCAUUGACACCUUUCCUAGUUAUUUUCGCCUCAAAUGUAAAAGAAAAGACAUGCUUUUCAAAACAGCUCACAAUUUCACUCCUCAAGUGAACCAAAAACAAUUUAGCUGACGGAGUUUUUUAUACUUUGAACAACUACAUUGGCAACUUGUUUAACACCUCUGUGGAAAUUUGGCAAAUAUUUUUGACGGCAUACGUAAAAUUAACAUGCGUUUGAAUUUCAGGAGAUUUGGCAUUUCAACAUCUGGUUUUGAAUUUAGUAACAUUGGCUUAACUAUUCUAUAUUUAGUAAAACUUUCAAUAUAAGUUUUGGUUUUUGCCGAGGUUUCUUUAAAACAAGAUGCCGCAUAACUUGCUGGGACGAAAGAAAUUCAGAUCGUUUGUCGAUGUACGUGAUGCUCAGGAUUUGUCUGACUGUUCUGGAUCCGAGGAGAGUCUUGCAUGCAGCUCUCUCGGAGCAUCCGAAUAUGAUUUUGCGCAAGAUAUAAAGAGUUCAUCUGGGGGCACAGUGGUUUUAAAAAGGGCAUUUUCUCGUACCUUCUCAUGGAAGAAGAAGAAGGUCCCCUGCAAACCCGAGGGUGAUGCAGGGUCUCAAACUGAGAAGCUGAAGCCCAAAGAUCCCUGUAAAAUCUUUGUUAUUGGUAAUUCAGGCAUUGGCAAGACAGCUGCAGUUGUUCGAUUUUUAACAGGACGAUACAUACAUGAAUACCAGUCCAGUGAAGAAGAAUGUUAUCGAAGAAAAGUCAAUUUAGACGGAGGUAUUGUUGAUCUUCAAAUUACAAGUAUGACCUCUUGGGGGAAAAAGUUUGACAGAAUAUUAAGAGAAGCUGGGAGCUGCAUAAUAUUGGCAUAUUCGAUCAUCGACUUUUUGUCGUAUUGUUAUGUCCAAAAAGUACUCGAAGAGAUAAACAAUUUAACUGAUGUGCCUGUGAUUAUUGUUGGCACUAAAGGUGAUAUGGACGAGCGAAGGUGCAUUCUCAAAUCCGCUGCAGAAAAGCUUGCAGGGGAUUAUGGUUGUGUCUAUUUUGAAGUUUCUGCUGCGGCGAAUGUUGCUGUGCAGACGAGCUUUGAACACGCAAUGAGGGAAACGCUGCUUGACAGAAAGAAGAGAGCUUUCUCUACUCGAAGCAGGUCAGGCAGCCAAAUGUCAGUUCGACGAAGAUCUUCGGUUUCAUAAAGAAUUACAAUUAUAUUCAAACAAAUGUACUAUUCAAUUCUCCAGAUUUGACUGACAAUUAUUGCUUCAAUUUCGUUAGUAAGACAUGAGAGGGGAUUGUACGGUGGAAAUUUUAAAUUUAAUGACUACAAAUUGUUCAUCUUUGACGAACUUGAAUUAAAGGACGCCUGUGCCAUGGGACAGCGGGGGCAGUGGCACCCUUGCCCGCGCGAAACUGAGCAUUUUUCUUCGUUUUACUAGUGUGAUGCCUUUUUCUCGGCGCACUGUCCCUGUUCCCCUCUCUGAGUGCAGUCUACCCUGCUUGAAUUUCAAGUAUUUCUACAUAAAUAUUUCAUUAAUCAACUUUUGUACAAAAUGUCAAUAAAUGUAGCACUUGAAGUGAAUUAAAUAUGUAAUAAGAACUUUAACACAUGUUAGAAGCAAUAAUUAAGUGAGGGAUUUUUUUGGUGCUUUCGUGAAAUAGUUGCCACAAGCCUGAGUGGUUUGAUCGCUGCAAAUUUCCAAAAAGUGUCCUGAAGUCUUUGGUUUAAUUAUAGGCAUCCUCGUUACCAACUGCUCCUUUCAGGUUAACUAUUUAAUUCCACUUUGUUCUGACAAUUUAGCUAAAGAAGGAUUUAAUCAAUCUUUUGGUUCUUCUGACAAAAUACACAGCCACCAAGACUGUCGAAAAUUUAACAAGGUACUUGUGGAAUGCCGUAGAAAGGAUAGAAUUAUUGAGUUGGCACCAUUAUUUUAGAACAAUAGGAAUAGAAGGUGCUGUUCAUUGGAACAAAGAAUUUUUUUAAUCUGUGCGACACUAGCCCCCCCUACCCCUAAGAACAGUCAUGGCUAUAACCCUAUAAGAGUACAUCCCGGGAGGGGGGGAUACUCCCAUUAAGGCCUGACAGAUCUUGGCUCUUAUGCUACCAUUUGAGGGUUAAUGUAAAAGACCACCAUUUGAGGGUAAUCUUUUAAUACUUAAGAUUCUCUUUGACCCUGAAAAGACUCUCUUGUUAGGCUAUAAUGGGAGUACCCAAGGGCUGUUUAUUGUGAGUAUUUUUAGUGAUACAGUUUGCAUGACAAUUUAAUUUAAGUUGUAAUGUAAUUCAAGAAUUAAGAGUUGUUGAUGAAAGUUUACAGGGUUCGUGAAAAUACUGAAGAUUUGACGAAAUGCGAAAAACAAUAAACUUAUAGAUUUUCAAAGUCUGAUGGUAUUGUUUAUGGCUUAUUGUAAUUUGCGAAAUUUCGCCGAAAUUUCGUACGAAAUUUCGUUACAUGAAAUCCACCUUUUAUACCUGAAAUCGAAGCACAAACCAAUUGAAAGCGAUAUAUAAACCUUACAUUCCUUGUCUACCAUCAUAAGAACGCAUAUUUAUUGCAUUAAAGCGACAUGUUUCUUCUCAGUCUCCAGCGGUAGAAGCCAUGCUUUCCGAGCCCGUCCCAAAGAAGACGGGGGUUUAGUACAUAGUAUCUGGUUAGCGAGACACAACGUCAAUGCCGCUGUGACUGCAACAGAGGAGACAAAGUGUAAUGAACAAUUAGGCUGUCAUUUGCGAAUGCAACCUUUCAAUCGUUCCAAAAUUAUCAACAAAGUAUUUACGAGAGGUCUGUCCAAAAUAAAUUUUUGCAGUG
Rhopilema esculentum is the source of this 3598-nucleotide messenger RNA. RefSeq lists its product as uncharacterized. The record is from RefSeq and is a predicted model, not a curated record. Lineage: Eukaryota; Metazoa; Cnidaria; Scyphozoa; Rhizostomeae; Rhizostomatidae. Gene Ontology annotation, molecular function: GTPase activity; GTP binding.